Molecule: messenger RNA, 4584 nt
Organism: Linum trigynum
Lineage: Eukaryota; Viridiplantae; Streptophyta; Magnoliopsida; Malpighiales; Linaceae
Source: the annotation of a GenBank genome assembly
UUACUCUACUCAAAACCAAAUCCUUCUUACCAUACACCGAGAGAAAACACGAAAUAUCAGCCUCUGAAAAGUAUGAGUGACCAUCUUCCGCGCCCUUUUCGCUUUGACGGUCUGGUCCACACAUACUCUGGAUAUAUGUUCCAUGAGCCUUUAGUGGUCAACCAUCAUCGCUAUCUGUAGCAUUUUGACAAAAGAAGGCUGCAUCAUAUCACUCAACUCGAUCCUUACGAGUUCAAUCUCUACAAGUAUGAUAUUGUCUCUCUUAUUGAGGGUCUCGGGUGGGAUUUUCUUCUUCGCCAGCCAGUGCACCCUGCCUACCCUGGUGCUGUAAAAUACCUCUACUCCAACCUCAAAAGCCAGGGAGUCAGCUCUAGAAGCUUCACUACUCUUGUGUAUGGUCAUCUCUUGACCAUACCUGUCGAUGCUAUCAAUGGUAUCCUGGAAUUCCCUUCUCAAGGACUCGGUUUAGCUCAUCCCUCUGAAUUCUGGAAACAUGAAUUCAAGGUUGAAGUGGAAUAUGGGAAUUUCUCCACUGAGCCAACUGGGGGCUCAGAUGUCCCUAUUCCAGUGUCUUGGUUGCCUCCUCGACUAAUAAUAUUUCAUCAUUUUCUCACUCAUGUCCUCUUCCCACGAUCCUUCAAUCAGGAUCGAGUUCUCCACAUGGAUCUGUGGAUAAUUGCUAGUGCAACUGCAAGACGCAAGCCGGACUAUUCAAGCAUAGUGUUUGGCCAACUUCUUCCUAUUAGAGAUUAAAACUAUAGAGGGCUAGUGCCAUUUGGGUCCCUAAUCACUCGCUUACUGAUCAACCUCGGGGUAGAUCUUUCUGAGUUUCGAAGCAUUUCCUCUACCAUGUACAUCAGUGCACUUAAUGUACUGAUGGUGCUGGACUUACCCACUGAAAUCUCUCAUCCCCCUCGUCCUUCUGCCUCUCUCCUCGGGCCCCCUCCUAAGCCCGCUGCUGUCAAAAGGACCAAGUCAGUGGGAGAACCCAGCAAGACUGGGGAUCUAGUCUUCACCAUCUCUGAAGGAGAUUCUUCCUCAGAUGACUCUACUGCUACAGCUCCUGCCUCUUAAUCUUCUAUCUGUUGUUCAGUUUUUAUGUUAUCCUGUUGGUAGGGUGUGUUCUUUUAAUUAGGGGGAAUCUAGUUAGGAUUCUAUUUUGGGGAUUCUGUUCAGGGGGAAUUAUGCUAAGGUGUUUGUCCUGUUAUUUUGUACUGCUGUCCUCUUCAGGGCAAGCAAUCUGUUGUACUCCUUUUCUUAUUAAUCAAUGAACUGCAUAUUCCCCUCGAGAUUCUUAUACAGCUGUGUUUUCUUGUUCUGUUUUGUAGGGACUUCUCGGAUGAAGGGGGAAAUUGUUGACCCUGAAACGACGCAGUAACUAUCAAAACAGAGUACUUCACAAUGAUGCCAUUUCGCUACACCUCGCAACAACGCCGUUUCACUACAUCAUCCUUCGAAGUCAAGAGAGGACUCCUCGAUCGAUGAUCUCCCUGAUCUCUUCUCUCGAUCGUCCUCUUUCAACAGAAGCUUCAGCUUUCUUGAGCCUACUCCACCUAGCACCGUCUCUAUGAUGAUGAAUGAUGAAGACUAUGGAAGGCUCCCAAUUAGGCAACGUUCAUCUGCUAUUAACACUAUAAAUUGUAAGCCUUCUACUCAAUAGCAACUUGACAGUUAGUUGCGAGAACUUCUGGGUUUGAAACUCUUCUACUUUGGGUCAAUAAUUGUAAUUGCUUCAGUAGAUAGAAUCACAGUGUAUGGGAGUGUACUGGGUGAUUCGAAUCUUGGGAAGUGAGUGUGUUGAGUGUUGUUUCUCAAAGAGCCAAGUCACUGGGCUUGGCUAGGGUUCAUUGUGUAGUCUGAUCUUCAUUUGCAAAAUCAAUAAAAGUGUAUUUCUUUUCUUUACAAGAGAUCAUCUUAGAAAAGUUAUAAUUAGAAUCUCUUGUUGAGUGCAUCUCAUAUUAUGAGUUUACAGAUAGUUCUGACCCCAUUUUUCAAAUAAGACAUUUUAUGGCCCACUUUUGAAAUUAUUGGACAAAUUUGGCCUACGAUUUGAAUUGACCGUCAAAAUAGACAGUCAACUAUUUUUUUCGUCGAUGACUCAGCAUCAAAAUACUGAGGUGGAUCUGAGGUGCUGCCACACCAUUUAUUUAGAUUAAAAAUUUAAAAACAAAAAACUUAAAAUAAAACAAAACAAAAAACCAAAAUACACUUUCCAAUCCCUUGAGUCCCUCCCCUCCCCUCCGAAUAGGAAUCCCUAACAUCUUCGUCAUCGCAAGCCCAUCCUCGCCACCAUUCCCAUCUUCGGCUACCUCCGCUCCAUCUCCCCUACCAUUUUUCUUGUCCGUCCGAUUUUGCUGCUGCUCCAUCAAGAUCCCGUCCACAAUAUCAGAAGCUGCUGCUCUUUGAUUGCCCCUGUCCCUCUCCUCGUCGAACUCGUGAUGGUGCCUCUUCCACGGAAGCGAAGGCGACAGGGAGCGUUGGCGGUGUUGGCGGUGCGGCAGUGCGAUGCGCGUGCGUCCGGCGAGAGUGAGUAUGCCAAUGGUCGUCUCUCCUUGGAAGAAGCAGUUGUCAAUGGUCGUCUCUUCAAACGAUUUCCCAGAACUGAAAUUUUGGGUUUGGGUUCUUCGAUUUUCAAAACUGAUUCAGAUCCCAAACCCAGAUCUACAGUAGAGUGAAAGAGGGAAAAGAUGUGGUGGCUUGACUCUGACGACGAGGGUCGCAAUUGAUAGAAGGAAGUCAGCCAGGGAUGGCGACGACGAGAGGCAGCUAGGGAUUGUAGGAUGGGGAAGGAAAUUGGGGGAAGGAUUUCGCAAUGGGUGGAGGUGGAAGUUAGAAGAGGAAGAAGAUGAGGAAAGGGUUUCGUUUGACCAUUUUUCUGUUUUGUUUUUUAGUUUUAAAUGAUGUGGACGUACUAGUCAUCAGUGGAUGUUGAGUCACUUAUGGAGAAAAUAGUUGAUCGUCAAUUUUGACGGUCAAUUCAAAAUGCGGGCCAAAUUUGUCCAAUAAUUUUAAAAGUAGGCCACAAAUGUCUUAUUUGAAAAAUGGGGUCAGAACUGACACUUACGCUAAACUUGGGGCCAAACUAGGGUAUUAACCCUAACGGUUUCAUAAAGAUUUUUUUUAUUUUUCAGAAAGGUAAACUCAAGAAAGAUUCAUAGUAGAGAACUAUUUUUUCAUGUGAAACAUAAUAGAGGGACUCGUUUAGAAAAUAUCCAUAAUGGAAGGACAUAGUAAAUUGGAAAAUAUAUCUUUUGGGCUCAUUUGUGUUGCUAGACGGGGAAAGUUAAUAUGCUAAUUAACUUGAAGAUUCGUUAGCAAAUACUAACUGAUAUCCAAAAUACAUGAACUAUUAUCUAAGUACUAAAGUAUCUAGAGAGCACAGACUAGUAUUCAAAGUUUGCUAACUGAUAUCCACCAUGAAUCAACUAUUAUCCCAAAUUCACAAACUAAUAUCUAGACAACACAGAAUAGUUUCCAAAUAGCACAUAAUUAGUAUCCAGAUAACACAUAAAAGUAUCCAUAUAACUCAUAAGAGUAUCCAUAUUGAAUACUAGUUGGUUGAUUGUGGAUAUUAGUUGGUAUAUGCUAUAUGGAUACUAGUUUGUGAUGUUUUGAAUAUUAGUUUGUGCUAUCUAGAUACUUAGCAGACUUGGAUAUUAGUUCGUACAUUUUGGAUAUUAGUUAGUAUAUACUAACGAAUCUUCAAGUUAGCAGAAUAACUAGACUGUGGUAGACGGGUUGUGUGCUGCUUAGAGCACAUUGUAUGGACUUUAUUGGAUGGGCUUUCUUUUUCUCAAUCUCUCUUGUAUGAUGUCGUCAUUUAUGCUCAUAACCAAGAUUGUCAAACCGGUUUACGUCGGUAUCCUGGUUUAGCAUGUGAAAUGAUUCUAUCCGUGGUACAAUCGAUUUGUUCUGGUUCAUGCCGGUUAAUAAAAUAUGUGAAAAUAUAUAAAACCAUUAAUGCCAAAUGAAUUUAAUCAUAUAAUUUAAUCAUAUAUAAACCAUAUAUGAAGAGAAUUUACGUAAAAUUAAUAUUGAUAUUUAAAUAAAAUGUAAUAUUUAAAAUAAACUUACAUGUACUCCUAUUUAAAUUCACUAAAACGACGUCAUUUUACUUAGAAAUUCGUAGAUAGAUCAUGUCAGUCAUAUCGGUGGUGUCAUGUCAGUUUCAUGACAGGUAUUGGUUGAACCAGGUUGAACCGGUGGCAUGCCGGCGGGAGUGACAACCAUGCUAAUAACCAAGAUUUUCAAACCGGUUCAUACCGUUGUACCGGUUUAGCAAGUGGAAUGGUUCAAUCAGUGGUACAACCGAUAUGUGCCGGUUGAUACCAAUUUAAUAGCAUAUGUGGAAAUGUGAAGACCAAUUAAUAAUGAAUGAAUUCAAUCAUAUAUAAAAUUAUAUUUGAAGACAAUUUACUUACAAUUCAUAUGAUAUUUAAAUAAAAUGAGACAUUCCUGAUGAAUUAUAAUUACUCAUAUUUAAAUAAUAUAAUUAACGUCAAUGCCUACAAGUCUAUGCUUAAAUGCAACAAAUAACAUCAAAAUUUAACUUUUAAACUCAUAAAAUAAAUGAUAAAAUAAUAU